Molecule: messenger RNA, 957 nt
Organism: Hydractinia symbiolongicarpus
Lineage: Eukaryota; Metazoa; Cnidaria; Hydrozoa; Anthoathecata; Hydractiniidae
Exons: 3
Coding region: 53-814 (253 amino acids)
Source: RefSeq, a predicted model, not a curated record
AGGUGAAUGCAUUGCGCAGCCUUUAACAUGUAGAAGUGGUUUGUCUCUUGGAAUGCGUAUUAAGCUUGACAAUGUUGCAUCUGACUCGAAGCAAAACUUCAUCUUUGAUUCUGGUGGACAAAAUGGGAAAGGCAUAUCAGUAUUUUUGCAAAAUGAUAAGUUUUUUGUCGUAGUAGGUUCAAAAGGAUUGUGGCAGGUUUCCACAGUACUUGAAAAGAAUAAAUGGCAUUUUGUUUUGGCAACCUGGAAUGCCACAAAGGGAUUAUUUUUAUUUAUUGAUGGGCCACUUGUUACUUCAUCUAACGACAUUCAACCACUGCAAGCAACAACCCGGGAGAAUAGUAAUCACAUCACAAUCGGCAAAGCUAACAGUGGAGCUCUCGAUACGUUUGGGAAAUUUAACAUGGAAAUGAUUGCAGUCUUCAACGCAUUUGUCCCUGAUGGAAGGGUUUAUAUGUCUUAUUCCUAUUCACCGCCUGGUCAACAAAAUGGUAAUAUUCGUUAUUUCAAUGCUCGCUUCAUAAACAAAGGAAAAACGGAUGUUCGAAUAUUCCCUGAUCGUGGUGUUAAAAGACAAAUUGGUUAUGGUGUGGCUAAAAAAUCCUCGACCUUGUUAGAGUUUGUGCUGAGAGAAGGUCCCUUGCCAUAUGGCAUGGAUUUCUUGGUACGCAACAAUGAUUCAAAUGUUAUUUUGAAAUUGAAUGACAAAGAGUGGAUCCAUGUUGAUGCAGCUGAUGAUAUUCAAGUUGUUGCUGAAAUUACAAUCACAGAUGGUAUUGUUUGGUUUUGUUUCUUCUAUUUCUUAUUUGGUUGAAUAUGUACUUCUUGUAUUUAGGGUUUGUCCCUAUCCAUAUUGUUGUUUAUAUCUGAUUAAAUACCGAUGCUUGUGUUUACAUACUUACUUACUUACUAAUAUAUUUUUAUUCCAAGAGAUUUUCGUUCAAGGGUUUAAUGUGA